AAGGUGAGGGACGCUUUGGAGGAGAAAGGCAACGCAGCGAGCUAAACACAAUGGCGACGUCGGCGACAGCAGCAGGCGGGACGGGCUCAGGCGGAGGAGCGGCGGGUCUGGUCGGCGGCGGAACGGCGGUAGCCCGAAAGAAAGACGGCGGUCCUUCUACGAAAUUUUGGGAAAGUUCGGAAACGAUUUCUCAGCUUGAGACGGUGCGACUUUGGAUCGGAAAGCACUACAAGAAGCAUGUCCAGAAUGACUCUCCAUCCAGUAAGUCCCUGGCUGGCCUGGUGGUCCAACUGCUUCAGUUUCAAGAGGAUGCGUUUGGACGCAGGGUCAACAAUCCUCCUCUUACCAAGCUACCUGCCAAAUGUUUCCUUGAUUUCAAGGCAGGAGGAACUCUCUGUCACAUCUUGGGAUCAGUAUACAAGUAUAAAAGUGAGCAGGGCUGGAGGAGAUUUGACCUGCAGAAUCCGUCUCGGAUGGACCGGAAUGUGGAAAUGUUCCUAAAUGUUGAAAAACACCUGGUCCAGAAUAACUGCCUGACACGGCCCCUCGUCUACCUGUCACCAGAAAUUGAGCAGAAGCAGGUCAGCAAACUCAAAGACAUCAUCAAGAGGCACCAGGGUUCAGUCACUGAUGACAAGUCAAAGGCAACUCAUCACAUUCACCCAUCUUUGACACAGCAGGAAGACGAGGAGUGGCUGCGUCCGGUCAUGAGGAAGGACAAGCAGGUCCUUGUUCACUGGGGCUUCUACCCAGACAGCUAUGAUACAUGGGUAUCCACUGGUGAGGUGGAUGGUGAUGUGGAAGAUCCUCCCAGCUCUGAGAAACCCUGGAAGGUUCAUGCCAAGUGGGUUUUAGACACAGAUGCCUUCAAUGAGUGGAUGAAUGAGGAAGACUAUGAGCUGGACGAAAACAAAAAGCCUGUCAGCUUCCGACAGAAAAUCUUCCCCAAAGAGGAGGAGUCUUCCCGUACACCCGAUCGCAAGGAGCGCAAGGCAAACUCUGCUGGCAAGAAGAGGAGACGCUCGCCCUCGCCGCCCAGCACUCCAGCCGAGUCCCGAAAAAAAGGAGGAAAGAAGGGGAACCCAGGGCCUCACUGGAAGCGACGGGGACACAGAGGAGAGGAAGAGGACACUGAGGAGGACAUGACGAAGGACAUGGAUGACUCCUCUGCCGGCGCCAGCAUGGAGGAUGGUGUGUCCAAGAAUGCUAAUUCAAAAAAAGACAGUGAAAAUACUCCAGUCAAGGGAGGGAAUAUGGCAGAUUUGGAUGACAUGGAGGAUGAUUCGGUGCUGUCCGGUGGAAAGGAUGAUGAUGAACAAGGCAAAGGAGAAGUCAAUCGGAUGGAUGCUGGAGAGGACAAUGUAACUGAGCAGACUCAUCACAUCAUCAUUCCCAGUUAUGCUGCCUGGUUCGACUACAACAGCAUCCAUGAGAUUGAGAGGAGAGCUCUUCCAGAGUUCUUUAAUGGAAAGAACAAAUCCAAAACUCCAGAAAUAUAUCUGGCCUAUCGUAACUUCAUGAUUGACACUUAUCGGCUGAACCCUCAAGAGUACCUGACCUCCACUUCCUGUCGCAGAAACCUGACUGGGGACGUCUGUGCCAUCAUGAGGGUUCAUGCAUUCCUGGAGCAGUGGGGUUUGGUAAAUUACCAGGUGGAUGCUGAGAGUCGGCCGUUACCCAUGGGCCCCCCUCCCACGCCCCACUUCACUGUGCUGGCUGACACUCCCUCUGGCCUCAUUCCCCUCAACCACCGGCCUCCACCUAUUCCUCCUCCUCAGCCAAUGCCCAACUUUGCAGAUAAGUCUAAAGACAAAGCAAUUGACUUGCAGAACUUUGGCCUCCGCCCUGACCUCUACAAGAAAAACGCCAAACAGGGAAAGGGAGGCGGUACCACCAGAGAAUGGACUGAGCAAGAGACUCUACUACUGCUUGAGGCCCUGGAAAUGUUUAAAGACGACUGGAACAAAGUGUCGGAGCAUGUUGGUUCACGCACCCAAGAUGAAUGUAUCCUGCACUUCCUGCGGCUGCCCAUUGAAGAUCCUUACCUCGAGAGCACAGAAACGUCUCUGGGCCCUCUGGCCUACCAGCCCAUUCCCUUCAGCCAGUCCGGAAACCCAGUAAUGAGCACAGUCGCCUUCCUGGCCUCUGUGGUGGAUCCCAGAGUGGCAUCUGCUGCAGCCAAGGCAGCUUUAGAGGAGUUUUCUCGCGUGCGUGAGGAAGUUCCUGCUGAGUUGGUGGAAGCUCACGUCAAGAAGGUCCAGGAGGCAGCAAGGAGCACCGGCAAGGUGGACCCCACCUUCGGCCUGGAGAGCAGCGGCAUCGCAGGAACCGCACCGGAGGAGCCCGAAAAAACAGAAACCGCAGAACCAGAAAAGAUGGAAACAGAUUCGGACUCCCAACAGGCUGAUAAGGCUGAGAUGAAGGACGAGGCGGAAAAGCCCAGUGAGUCGGCAGAGAAAAGCGACAAGACGGAGAGCACGGAAAAGGUGAAGAAGGAGGGAGCAGAGGGAUCAGAGCAUGAACAGGAGAAGGAGGAAGAAGGAGAGACCAAAACAGCUUCAGCAGAUAAAGAUAAGGAUGAAACUAUGGACACCUCAUCUUCAGACCAAGAGAAGGAAAAAGAGGAGAAGACAGCUACCGAGGAGGGAGAGGAAAAGCAGAAGAAGUUGGAGCAUGACAUUGGAGAGGGAAACAUCGCUACAGCGGCCGCUGCUGCUCUCGCUUCUGCAGCCACCAAAGCCAAGCACUUGGCAGCAGUUGAAGAAAGGAAAAUUAAGUCCCUGGUUGCUCUGCUAGUGGAAACCCAGAUGAAGAAGUUGGAAAUCAAGCUGAGGCACUUCGAAGAGCUGGAGACCAUCAUGGACCGCGAAAAGGAAGCUCUGGAGCUUCAGCGGCAGCAGCUCCUCACCGAGCGCCAGGCGUUCCACAUGGAGCAGCUAAAAUACGCUGAGAUGAAGGCCAGACAACAGAUGGAGCAGCAAGCCGCCGCCGCUGCUGCUGCAGCCGCCCAGGCUCAAGGUCAGGGCUCUGGACCUGGACCCCACCCCGGUCCCCCUCCACACGGUAUGCAUCACGGCGGACCCCCGCCCCACCACGGCGGCCCUCCUACUGCUCACCAUGGAGGACCACCGCCCCACCACGGCGGGCCUCCUCCCCACCUUGGAGGACCGCCACCAGGUGCUGCAAUGCAUCCUGGGUUCCCUCCAAUGGGCCACCAUCCCAUGGCCCCCCACCACCCAGGACAGACAGGACCGAUGGAACCGGGUCAGCCCAUGCCAGGACGGAUGCUGUCCGCUCCGCCUUCUGCCGGACCGCCACCAGGGGGCAUGCCUCCCAUGAUGCCCCCACGUCACCCUGGAGCCCCCAAUGGCAUGUAUCCUGGCCCCCCACCUGCACAACCAGAGGCGAUUCCUCCAGCUCCUGUGGCUCCUCCAGCGCCCCCAAGUGGCCGGGUGUCUGACAAUUAAGACGUACAAACAGAAAAAGCACACGUGCAUAAAGCUAAAACUCUGUCUCUGACUUUUGCUUGUUGCUACGUUUUUCUCCUUCACAUUCAAGCAACCAUAAACUUUACUCCCCCUGACACACAGACCCAGAACUCUGGGAUCCAAAUUCACAAACACACAUGCAGACUUCCUCUCAGGGCACAGCGGCGAGGUUCAUCUAGUAAUAAACACUGUUUUACACUCUGUCGAGUAACAGCGAGGCUGAAGACAACAAUCCUGUGUAUAGAAAACCAAACAAGGAGACAGAAAAUAUUUUUGAAAAAUCCUCCUUUUUCAGCUUCUUAUUUUGUUCGAAUGACACUGUAACGCUUUCCAGAGUAACAAAAACAACCCCAUGCUCUCCUGUUCCCCGUUUCCUUAAGCGAUAAACCCCUAGAGGAGGCUUGUUGGGCCAGACAGCCAGUCUGUGUGCUGAGUAGCCUGAGCUGUGACAUGUGAGUGGAUCCAGCCUGCCCUCACUCCUGCUGAGUAUCUACCUCUCGCUCUUCUUUUUAAAUGAUACACUGUAGCUCUGUGUGUGUGUGCGCCUGGAAGACAGAUGGAGGCUUGAAUUUGGUCUGUGAAGUUACAGAAAUUUACAAUAGAGACAAAAAGUUACGAUUUACCUUCAGACGAAAAGCCUUCUAGGUCAAAUGUUGCUGGAAAGACUGUUAUGUUUCUGAUGAGGUUCUCCCAAACAAAGCUGGUAGGUGUAAUAUGUUUAGUCUUUAAUAGCUUUUAUGUUGCAGAUUAAAGAAAAUAUCAGAAAAUUAUGCAGGAAUCUUCUAAAUGCGUCACAUUUUAGCUGCUUUGAUCAGUUUCUACAAACAAGAUGGCAGCAUUCUUCUUUUUAAGUUAAACUAAACACCUGCCUUGCUCUGAUCUUAUGUCAUAAAUAUAUUUGAUGCUGUUAGGAAGCUACUUCCAGGUGCAGGCUGACCUCAUUUUACUUCAAAUACAAUAGCAGCAGCAACAAAAUAUGAAUAAAUAAAGCUUAGAAAUCCGAAGCUGAAGUAUUUCUUAAUUUUUUAUUUUGUUUAAAUAUAGAAUUUUGUUACAGAUCUGAUCGGGCCGCCAAAGGAUUCACAGACUGUAAACAUCCGUUCUUCUGUCUCAGCUCCCAGAGCGCGAAAACGCACAGAGAAAUGUAAGCUAAGCUCAGGCAAACACUGGAGGCUGCAUGCACACACCCACAUCUUGGUUAAAACCUGGCACUGACCCUCUAACAAACACACACACACACACACACACAAAUCCUCUGCUGACCUUCACACAGUGAGAGACGCUGCGUUUCUGCUCGAACGAGACGGUGCCGAUUCUGUAGCUAUUCGACCCUCCUCUUCCUCUGCUCCUUUUCCUCACGCCUAGCACUGCCUACCUCGCUAACACCUCCUCCUCUUCCGUUUCUCACUUUUCACAAAUCGCCGUAAAGCUCUGCAAUAUUCUGCAAUCUGUGGUCGAAACAAAGAAAAACAAAUGAUGUGUUGAUUCUUGAAAUUUCUGUUGAUGCAGUCCAGUAGUACCCUCUUGUUUGGUUGAAAAGAAUAUUGUCGAAAUGUGACGUUAAACUUCGGCUUCACUUCACCAAUAGCCAAAACUAUAAACAAACGUUUCUGUUUGCAAUUACUCCUAACGACCAUCGCUGUUGUUUUUCCCUGACCAUUGUCUCGGUUGUCGGUAUUUAAGCCUAUAGAUGUAAAAUUUGAUCUGUUUUGCAUAUGAUAACUGCUUCCUGUGUACAAGUUCUUUAAUAUAAAAUAAGUCACAAGUUCACACAAGUUACUACUAAACCCAAAAACGGUACCUUAACUUCAAACUGUUCCUAUUUCCUUUAUAGCGCUGUCGGUGUCUCUGCUACCUCUUCCUCUUUCAUCUGCUAGCUACCUCUUCUAGAAAUCUUCCUCUUGCUCUCUGCUACCUCUCGCACCCUUUAGCUACCUCUUGUUAGCCUUUUCUUUCCUUUUUUAGUCUUUGUUUUUGAGUGCUGCCCACAUGACUGCUGUCACCGCUGCCCUCUUCUCCCAGGCUGCAGGAAGAAGAAAACGCAAACAUUCGUUCAUCGCGCUCUCAUUCACCGUGCCCUCUUUGUUUGUUUGUUUUUUCCUGUGUUAACAUCUAACUAGAUGUGUGAUUUAUCUUCACUUAAACAUGACAUGAUUCCCUUCUUACAUAUAUUAUCUUUUAUGGAUGCUUUUUUUGUGUUAAUGGUAAUGUAUUUUUAAAGAGAAGUUUUGUGUAGAUGGAAGUUUUCUCUGUUUGUAGCAUUUGUUUUGUUUUUAUUUUUAUUUUGUAUGGGGUCUGUUGGUACUUGGACCUAGACACUGUCAAAUAAACUGUUUUCUAAUAAUC
Molecule: messenger RNA, 5834 nt
Organism: Xiphophorus couchianus (Monterrey platyfish)
Lineage: Eukaryota; Metazoa; Chordata; Actinopteri; Cyprinodontiformes; Poeciliidae
Gene: smarcc1a
Product: SWI/SNF related BAF chromatin remodeling complex subunit C1a
Exons: 28
Coding region: 51-3467 (1138 amino acids)
Biological process (GO): cell projection morphogenesis
Cellular component (GO): synapse
Molecular function (GO): protein binding
Source: RefSeq, a predicted model, not a curated record